UUUUCUCCGUUCACCUUUCUCACUCCUCGACUUCAAGUUCCUCUGUCCUACCCAGAAGGCCCUAUUUACUCUCCGCAAGUCAGUGGCCCUGCCUUAACGUCUUUCGAUCAGCAUUGCAUCGAUUUUGACGACUUCUGUUUUACAGACCACGAUUACGCUUCUAGCCUUUUCCUGUCGAAUCUCUCUUGCAAAAUGGGCAACGGAGCCAAAGCCGCGAUGAAGCGGGAGCGUAAUGCCAAAGACUCUAAAAAAGAGCCGAGCAGUCAACUGAAAUCGAACGCAAAAGCACAAUCGAUCAAGUGCAAAAUCUGCUUUUCCACGUUCCAAAGCACCAUGGCUCGGAAAGGUCUCGAAGAGCACGCCUCCAACAAACACAGCAAGAAUUAUGAAGAUUGCUUUGCGUGAAAUUGAUACAAGAAUGAGAAACCAAAUUUGCCCCAAUAUGACACAUAUCCAUACGCAAUGACACCGACACCAGCACCCGCUACUAAUACCGCUGCCGGUGCUGGAGCAGAGAACACAUUCACCAAAACACAAAAGACAUCCGGGUUUCCAUUUCAAAUCAAAGUGUAAGGGGGUUAUGCAUAGGCGUACACAGAUGAAUGGAGCGGAGCGGAGCGGAGUUGAGCUGAGCGACAACAAAAGAAUGGAGAUGAGAGAUGAGUGAUGAAUGAUCAGAGUUAGGUGGUGCGGAUAGAAGUGAUGAGAAGAAUAUGCAGCACGAGGUAGUUGGAGGCCUCUGGAGCGAGAAAAAGAGCAGAUGCGGAGUUGAAGCGAAGUACGGUCCUGCGCGGUGAACUUAAAGUGGGAAGAUUGAAGUCGAGCAUUGCAUUUUCUUUUAGCGAGAGGUGUUUGCGUGUUGCUGCGGUGGUCUUAAUACUAUCUUUCUUUUCCUCGUGUCCGUUCGUGGCUACACUGCUUUUCUCUUGAUGUCGAAUCUCACUGCACACCACACUUGUUUUUUUCUCACUGAUGAAGCCGUGUGCACCGGCUUUUGCAGCGGUCCCAGAGUAGAGACGACUGGACAUAAUGUAUUAAUGUAUGGAAAGCUCACAUUGUCAACUGGAA
Messenger RNA from Exophiala dermatitidis NIH/UT8656, 1068 nucleotides. RefSeq lists its product as uncharacterized. The record is from RefSeq and is a predicted model, not a curated record. The transcript has 2 exons. The coding region runs from base 193 to 405 and encodes 70 amino acids. Lineage: Eukaryota; Fungi; Ascomycota; Eurotiomycetes; Chaetothyriales; Herpotrichiellaceae.